Oncorhynchus kisutch (coho salmon) is the source of this 1085-nucleotide messenger RNA. RefSeq names its product elongation factor-like GTPase 1. Gene Ontology annotation, biological process: cytosolic ribosome assembly. Gene Ontology annotation, molecular function: ribosome binding; GTPase activity; GTP binding. The coding region runs from base 165 to 1085 and encodes 306 amino acids. NCBI's taxonomy places the organism in Eukaryota, Metazoa, Chordata, Actinopteri, Salmoniformes, Salmonidae. Gene Ontology annotation, cellular component: ribonucleoprotein complex; cytosol. The transcript has 8 exons. The record is from RefSeq and is a predicted model, not a curated record.
CUUUUGUCGCAUAAUAUUGAGAUUUCUUAUAUGAUGUGAUCAUUUAUUUUAGGUUAUGAAUCAUAUAUAGUAAUAUACUACUUUGUAUAGAACGCUAACAUUGUUGUCCACGUUUCUUUUAGCUGAGUGCAGCAUAUUGUAAAAUACUUCCAAAGCAGUCAAACAUGGGACACACCAGUUUGGAUAAGAUCAAAGCACUACAGAAGAAUCCAGCCAACGUCAGGAACCUGUGCAUUCUGGCACACGUGGACCACGGCAAAACAACUCUGGCAGAUAGCUUGGUGGCCAGCAAUGGCAUUAUAUCAAGUCGCUUAGCCGGAAAGCUGAGGUACCUGGACAGCCGGGAGGAUGAGCAGAUCCGAGGGAUCACGAUGAAGUCCAGCGCUAUCUCACUGCACUAUGCUUCUGGGGAGAAGGACUACCUGAUAAACUUGAUUGACUCUCCGGGCCAUGUGGACUUUUCGUCUGAGGUGUCCACCGCCGUCAGACUAUGUGAUGGGGCCAUUGUCAUCGUAGAUGCUGUGGAGGGAGUUUGUCCACAGACCCAAGCAGUGCUGCGUCAGGCAUGGCUGGAGAACAUCAGGCCUGUGCUGGUGAUCAACAAGAUUGACCGGCUCAUCAUGGAGCUGAAGCUCACCUCUCAGGAAGCCUACACACACCUGCAGAAGAUUCUAGAACAGGUGAAUGCAGUGACAGGCUCUCUGUUUACCUCCAAAGUGCUGGAGGACCGCGCGGUGAAAGAGGAGCGGGCGGAGGAAGAUAAGGAGGAGGGGGACAUCGAGCCUGCUGAGUGUCCCGGGUCAGAGCAGGUGUACGACUGGAGUGCCGGGCUAGAGGAUUCGGAUGACUCCCAGCUCUACUUCUCUCCAGACCAGGGGAAUGUGGUCUUCGCCAGUGCCAUAGACGGAUGGGGCUUCAGUAUCCAGCAGUUUGCCCAGAUCCACAGCCAGAGGAUGGGCAUCAGGGCUGAGGUGCUCCUGAAGACUCUCUGGGGAGACUUCUACCUCAACGCUAAAGCCAAGAAGAUCAUGAAGGGAGCUCACGUAAGACCAAUGCUGACGUUCUACCACAGUAAUGAAUGCUAA